AUGCCGAUCUUUGGAGAAAAACAGGUAACUUCGGUUACUAUAAAGAUAAACCAAUUGUCAACACCGCAUAGAAAUGACGAAAUAGACGAAUCUAUGGAGCUCUAUUUGAGCGACUUGUUAGACUUGAUUAAGAUCCAGCCUAGCAGUGGAGCUGCAGAAGCUGCAAGAGCAAUAAGAAAGAAAAUAAAGUACGGGGACCUGGUCGAGGAGCAAUUGCGUGCGUUAUCAUUAUUGGAAUUAUUGAUAUUGAAUUCUGGUCCUAAAAUUGGCCCUGUAAUUGCGAGAGACGAUAAGCUUAUCGAUGUAUUGAAGGGGGUUUUAAAUGGUAGUGGUAAGACAGCAUUGGGCUCGCUGUACGACCCCAAAGUCCACAAGAAGGUCAAGGGCUUGGCCCUAGGCUGGAAGAACGAAUUGGAAGGUUUGGAUGGAUACAAGUACUUUGCUACUUUAUGGAAGAAUAUCAAGGGCAGCGGUGGUAGUCAUGGUAGCAGUUCAAGGAACCAUAGAAGAACAGAAAGCGGGGGCAAUGUCUUCGACUCAGUGGAAGAUAACCAGCCAAAGUCGUCGCCCUCUCGUGUUAGUCCAGCUUCCCCCAGAAACACCCCACCUCCUAGACCGACAGUUGCAUCUCCGUACUCUAAAUCUACGUCUUCAUCCUCUUCCACCUCCAGAAGACAUAAACAUAAAGAAAAGGCAAAGGAUAAGAAGAAGAGAAAGAGAAAGGGCAAUUCCGUGUAUGCCGACGAGCAGUUCAAGAUUCCGCAAAUCAAUUAUAAAGUAGAAGCACCCAAAAUUAGGAAUGUCAUUGCCGAUUGUCACACGCAUACAACAGCACUUCAAAACGCCCUUCUCACCUUGUCUGUGGGAGCUUCACCUUUGAACGAUGAGAAAUGCUCGUUCGAGUUUGAGAAGUGUCGUUACAUCAGAAGAAAGGUGCUUAGGUACUUACAGUACGUCGGUGCAGGUAGUUCCGAAGACAAAUCGUCUGCCGUACUUGCUAUGGAUGAGGAAUUCCUUGGGAGCUUAAUUUAUGCUAAUGAACAAUUAGUACAGAUCUUCAAGAAGUUUGAUGCAUCCUGUGGUUACACUGAGGAAAAUCCGGCUCCUAACUAUGAUGAUGAAGAUGACGAUGGCUACGAAAGCUACUACACCGACAGCACUGAGGAGGAGGAGGAGGAUGGGGAAGCGGAAACGGAAGAAGAGGUCAAACCAGACAUCAGUGAAAGGCUUAAAAAUGCUACAAUUCAAGAGGGCUCUUCAAGUAAAAGACCUCCGCCUCCUAGACCUGUCAAACCAGCAGGUUUAGGAACAAAACAAUUACAGCAACCUCCGGUGCCACCAAGUUUGACAAAGCAUGCUACCAAUGACACCAUCGGAAGUGAUCCAUUUGGAGACGGAAACACGGAUCUUUCGCCUUAUGAUUAA
This is a messenger RNA of Dujonia railenensis, 1425 nucleotides long. The record is from the annotation of a GenBank genome assembly. NCBI's taxonomy places the organism in Eukaryota, Fungi, Ascomycota, Pichiomycetes, Serinales, Debaryomycetaceae.